CAACAUAAUAGAAAAGCCCGCUGGCGUAGGAGAUCUGCUGCAGAUAGCUCAUCAGAGCUUGGCGAGAGCAGAGGAACUCAUCAGAGCUCGCAGUAUUCUCAGCGGCGAGAGCCAACCAUCGAGUUCAAACAUGAUGAUAACGGCAACCCCGGACGCCAGGCUAGCCUCGCAAACGAACGCACCGUUCCCAGAACCUGUCCCAUCGAUCCCCAUCUCGCCUGUCACCCAGCAGCAAGUCAAGCAUGCUUUCCAGCUUCAAUUAGCGGAAAGGCGCUACGCCGAGUCGACUAGACAGGAGCAUGCCGAUUUGGGCUCACUGCGGCGCCUACUAGAAGAUGUGCGAAUUCAAAAGGGCAAAGUCGAGGAUCUGCAGGCUCUGUGUCAAAAAGUGGCGACGGUGCCACUGCAGCAUUGGCCGGCAGAGGAGGUGGCGAAAGAGAUAGCGACGAUCAAUGCAGAGCUGUUUGCGAAGGUCGAUGUGAGGAACGAGGUGGCAAGGGAAGCGUCCCUGCUGGGCCCUAACGCAACGUUGUGUGUCGAUUUCAACACAUACCUCGAACGCAUCAUGAUACACGCUAUUGUUGGCGCUAAAGCGGCCCCUUCGCCGGAGAUUGCGACAGAUGCUAGAGCGGUAGCGAUUGCGCAGGUCAUUUCAAUCGCGCAUAGCUUGUUUUAUCGAUAUCGCGAUGUCAACGGUUUUAUCGCGGCACUGAAUGCACUGGGCUCACCAGAGGUGCGGCGAUUGCAGAAAGCGUGGGACCACGUUCCACCAAAAGCAACAGAGGCCUUGAAGGAACUUCAAGAUGCUGUUGGGACUGGCUCAGGUCGCGAUCAUCUCGAGCUGAUUGCGCAGAUUCUGGAAUAUCACUACCUUGGGGGAGGGAUCUUGGUCGCUGUACCAUACUUGCCGCCGUUCAUUAGGGACGUCGAAGACCUCCACAGCGCCUACUCGGCCGGCGUUCAGGGAGACAGGGGUUCAGCCAUGCUAUCUGAGAUUGGGGCUCGCGCCCUAGAAGACGUUUUAUCCACACUCACAUUGUGCCAAGGAGUUGGAAAGCCUGAUCCGAGUCUCGGAAAAGCCAGCAGGGCAGCGGCUGGGGCUCGCAGCUCUGGACGGACGGCUCACUCCUCUACUACUGUGCCGGGUGAUUUGACGCAAUUGGGCCCCCGGCAGUUCCCUGUGAGCCACUGGCUUCUCACGCGCGUGUUUUGGAGUAGGGAGGAGCUGUGGUAUCAAAGCGGAGAGAGUGAGAAACUGUUGGCCGGGGAAUCGUUUCCCCCGCAGUAUCAAAAGAUGCUGGAGGAGCACGCCGCCGCGGCUGCGAGGGCCGCCAGGUGUGAGCGGACCUUGAUGGAGAACCGUGCAGCACAAGUGCAGAAUCGAGAAACCCCGCCACCAGCGGCGACCACUCCACUUGCAGCCGACCCCGUCCUAGCUCAACUAGUGUCUCCGUCGCUCCCUGUCGCAUUCGAGGCCGUCGCGGCGCCGGAUACACUCGCAGCUCCUUCGAUAUCCGGACCUACAAUGGAUGACGGAAUCGAGGAUGACGAAGAUCUGCUGGCCAUUCUCGAAGCCCUGCCCGUCAUACCGGGCAGUUUGGAUGAUGAUCUCUCGGCAUCUGUUUCGGACGAGAAGAGUGCUAGUCUCCAACCUUCAGACCAAGAUCAAUCCGACAUUGCAUCCAACCUCCCAAGCGACUCAGCCCACCCUCACGAACAAGCUGCAUCCUCGGCAACCCCACCGCAGCAGCCCACCACCACCGACACGGAUGCACCCCCGGAACGGGGCUACGACUAUAUGGAUCGCUACCUGGGCUCUCUAACAGAGCCGUUCCCAGGCAGCAACAUGGAGGAACCGGCGCCGCCUGGGCCACCGGAAGCACAUCAGGAAAGCGGAGAGCAGCAGAAUGUGAACCAGAAUGUGGAACCCGUUGCACUACUUGAAACCGCCGAGCCAAGUCACGAGGUGGGCCCGGAUGAUGGCGGCGGCGGUGAGGUGAGCGAGGCCACCGUUGCGUCGAUUGCUGCCGAGGUGGGGAGUGAUGUGCGAGAAUCGCUCUCCGGCGGUACGGAAGCGGGAAGUAUAUCAGACGCGUUGGGCCUCAGGGCCACAGCGGGAGACGAUAUACCGUCAGUGAGCGAUGGCGAAGAGUCGGGCAAAGCUGGAAAGCUACUGACUGAAAGCGAAGUCUCGGGUGCUGGAGCAGAGGCCGAAGGGGGGGCAUCGCAAGAGACAGGAGACCCGGAGUUGGAUGAGCUUCAACGGCGUUUCCUUUCCCUACGAUGAUGAUGGCUAUAUUUACUUUCUGUAGCAGAUGUUAGCUUUUUGUAAAUUGUACAGAGAUGCCCCUCGGCGCAACAAGAAGAAUCUGC
Molecule: messenger RNA, 2373 nt
Organism: Fimicolochytrium jonesii
Lineage: Eukaryota; Fungi; Chytridiomycota; Chytridiomycetes; Spizellomycetales; Powellomycetaceae
Exons: 3
Coding region: 131-2287 (718 amino acids)
Biological process (GO): small GTPase-mediated signal transduction
Molecular function (GO): guanyl-nucleotide exchange factor activity
Source: RefSeq, a predicted model, not a curated record